AUGUCUGCUAAUCCCGUUACUGAUGAUGCCAAAGAUGAACUUCUGUCACCAUUUCGCCGUCUAUAUGCAUUGACAAGGACACCUUAUCCUGCACUUGCCAACGCAGCACUAUUAGCAUCGACUCCAGUCUUAUCCCCAAGUUUCAAAGUGCCUCCAACACAAUCCCCUGCUCUUUCGAUACCAAUGUCAAGGGUAUUUUCUAGAUCUUCUACUCCCAGAGUUGGUAUAACCACUAAGACUGCCCUUUUUUUUUCUACGAUGCAAGCCAUAGGGGCAUACAUGAUCUAUGACAACGAUUUAGAGAAUGGGGCUGGGUUCAUUGCUACUUGGUCUGCCCUGUAUUUGAUUGUUGGAGGUAAGAAGUCCUUUAGUGCAUUAAGAUACGGAAGAACUUGGCCGUUGGUACUAUCGUCGGUUUCAUUGGCCAAUGCUGUCCUUUACGGCCAAAGGUUCCUUGCUACUGGGUUCCAAUGA
Molecule: messenger RNA, 474 nt
Organism: Saccharomyces paradoxus
Lineage: Eukaryota; Fungi; Ascomycota; Saccharomycetes; Saccharomycetales; Saccharomycetaceae
Gene: AIM19
Product: Aim19p
Exons: 1
Coding region: 1-474 (157 amino acids)
Cellular component (GO): mitochondrion
Source: RefSeq, a predicted model, not a curated record